Messenger RNA from Adelges cooleyi (spruce gall adelgid), 2019 nucleotides. Its product is annotated as thiamine transporter 1-like. The transcript has 10 exons. The record is from RefSeq and is a predicted model, not a curated record. NCBI's taxonomy places the organism in Eukaryota, Metazoa, Arthropoda, Insecta, Hemiptera, Adelgidae. Gene Ontology annotation, molecular function: vitamin transmembrane transporter activity. Gene Ontology annotation, biological process: transmembrane transport; vitamin transport. The coding region runs from base 296 to 1681 and encodes 461 amino acids. Gene Ontology annotation, cellular component: plasma membrane.
UUUCAGUCAGAGUGGUCGGAGUGUGCUCUCCACGUUGUAUACCUGCAUAUUAUAAUUUUUAUAUAAAAAACCCGUGUUAUGUAUCCUAUACAAUUGGCUUAUUACGCCGCUUACUAAUAAAUAUAUAAUUAAUCUUAUGGAUUAAGAAAUUGGUGCUUCAAAUGAUAAUAUUUAUAUAAAAGGCAGUCUGUACCGAUGACAAGUACUCAGAUGUGAAAUUUCGUUCAUUCCAUCAGGAAGGUGUUGACUUUUUAAAAAAACUUUGGUACAUAAUAUAUUCCUGAAUAAAAAAAAAAUGGAAAAUUGGAAAAAAAUAUCACUGUUUGUCGGAGUGUUUGCAUUUGUUAGGGAGUUCAGGCCUAUUGAACCGUUUUACGCGGCUUAUAUGACAAGUCCAUAUAUCAAUUGUACAGUUGAACAGGUGCCAAAAGAACUUUACGCUGUGGGGUCAUACUCCAUGUUUGUUUUGAUCAUAAUUAUAUUCUUGGUCACUGACUAUGUCAAAUAUAAACCAGUUCUUAUCGUCGAUGGAAUCGGUGGAAUACUUCACUACAUAGCCAUAACAAAUCGCCCUUCAAAGUUGAGGAUACAGUUUGGACAAGCGUUCUAUGGGUUUUUCUUUUCUGCGGAAGUGGCCCUGUUUGGUUAUCUAUACGCUAUGAUUGAAGAAAAACAGUUUUACCAAAAAAUUACAGGCCAUGCAAGGGCUGCAACCCUAUGUGGUAAAUUUUUUUCUUCUUGCGUGGCUCAAAUUCUCGCCAUGGCAUUCGGAAGUCCUCCUUUCAACGCACUCGUAUACAUGUCUAUAUUUGGGAUGAGUUUUACGGCGGUAUGGGCAUUAAUAUUGCCACCGGUCAAGCAAAGUCUUUAUUUCCACAAGAAGAAAAAAGUGAAUGAUUCCUCAGUGACUCAUUCAACCGUUACCAUUUACAACCCAAGCAAAUACACUGAUUCGCAACUCAGCAUCGUUCCAAACGCUAACGUGGAUAAGAAUAAUGUCAAAGUUGAAAAUGUGACUGAAGAAGAGGAGAUUGGUGUAAUAAAAACACUCUAUAACGAUUUCAAACAAUCGUAUUCGGAUCCCUAUGUGCGAAAACUCUGCUUUUGGUGGGCAAUAGCUAUGGGUGGAUACUUGCAGGUAUACGCUUACAUAAAUGUUCUCUACACAUACAUAUUGGAAGAGAACAAUGAUACCGAGUUUCAACUGUUUAACGGAGCAGCAGAAUCCUUAAAUACUUUAUUAGGAGCCAUUUCUGCAUAUACAAUCAGCAGAGUAGAUUGGAACUGGUACUCUGUGGGCGAUAUAUUCUUCGCUUUUGGAUCGUUGUGCGCCGGUGUUGUAUUACUAUGCUGUGUCUACAAUCGGAACUUGUGGUUCAUUUACGCAUUUUAUAUCAUUUACGGCAUGAUGUACCAGACGAUGUUAACUAUUGCCGAAUCGGAAGUAGCUAAACGAUUAAACGAAAAAUGUUACGGUCUAAUAUUUGGAUUCAACACAUUCUUAGCAGUAUGCAUUAACACUAUAAUAAUCUAUGGCGUAAUACAAGGUCAUUUUAUCAAGAUAACAAUUGCGCAACAGUUUUUGAUUUAUGGCGUUUUGUACAUAUUCCUGGCAUUGGUAUUUUUCGGUUCUGGCAUUCUUAAAUUAUUCAGAGACGAAGGAAUAGUGGAAUACAAGUAAUCAAGAAAAAAAAAUGGUUAGAUCGUCCUUUCCAAGGGAUAAGUCAAUGGUUUUAAUAUUAUGCAAACUUGUGAUUGUGUCACAAUAAUAAUAUUAUGUUUUACGCUACAAGACCAAAUGCAAAAACCGUGAAAUCGAGCUAUUAGACCUUAAUUAAGCAUUUAAUGUUAACUAUUUAUUUAUUUGUUAUUAUCUGAAUGUUAAAUCAUUUAUGAGUGUAAUAAAUGUAAAUUUAUUAAAUCCUAUAGUACAAAAUUCUGUAAUACAGAUUAUAAAAUUAUAAAGUUACUAUGUAACGUUGACUUUGAUGCUGAAAACGUACUGUUUUUACAAUGAUG